UAGAACAUUUCACGCCUAUAUGUUUCUUCACCAAGAUUUCCUUUUCAUACAACUCAUCCACCCCUCUUCCUUUGUCACUUAUCUUUUGUGCAAUGGCAAAGUUUCUGGCACUCUCACUAAUCAUAUCAAGCCUCUUCAUUGGCCUAGUGAGUGCAGAAUGGAACAUAUUGAACCAAAGAUGGGGAAAAAGAAAAGGGAUAGUUGAAGAGAACUUGAAGAACUACUGUGAGAGUUGGAGGAUAAAUGUUGAACUAAACAACAUUAGGGGGUUCAGUGUUGUGCCUCAAGAAUGUGUGGAGCACGUGAAGAAAUACAUGACUUCAUCUCAGUACAAGGCUGACUCUGUGAGGGCAGUGGAGGAGGUUAGGCUCUAUUUGAGUGGAUGCUGCACUUUCAAAGGUGAUGGCAAAGAUUCCUGGAUUUUUGAUAUUGAUGACACCCUUUUGUCCACAAUUCCUUAUUAUAAGAAACAUGGUUUUGGGGGAGAAAAGGUGAACGCAAGCUCUUUAGAAGCAUGGAUGAUGAGAAGCAAGGCACCUGCUCUAGAUCACACACUUGAACUCUUCCAUGAAAUCAAGAACAGAGGGAUCAAUAUCUUUCUCAUUUCUUCAAGAAAGGAAAACCUUAGAUCUUCCACCGUAGACAACCUUGUGAAUGUUGGGUACCAUGGAUGGACUAGUCUUACAUUGAGGGGUUUUGAAGAUGAAUUGGUGGAAGUGAAAAACUACCAUUCCAAGGUGAGGCAACAAUUGGUCGAUGAAGGUUAUCGUAUUUGGGGUAUUAUUGGAGAUCAAUGGAGCAGCUUUGAUGGGCUUCCAAUGGCAAAGAGGACAUUCAAACUACCCAAUUCCAUUUACUAUAUACCAUAAUUUUUUUCAUUGUUUACCCUAUUAUGUGAUCAUACUCUUUAACUUUGUCAACAUUAGCAUAAGCUAUUGUCCCUUCAUCUAUGUCAAAGGCUUAUGAAUAUGGAACUUUUGUUAUUCUAUUACUUACUCCAUAUCAAAGUGAAUGGACUUUUAUGUGGGUAAAGGAAAAGGCUAUUUCAAAGGGUCAUGAUGAGACAGCUUUAUUUCUUU
Messenger RNA from Cajanus cajan (pigeon pea), 1079 nucleotides. RefSeq names its product HAD superfamily, subfamily IIIB acid phosphatase. The record is from RefSeq and is a predicted model, not a curated record. Lineage: Eukaryota; Viridiplantae; Streptophyta; Magnoliopsida; Fabales; Fabaceae. Gene Ontology annotation, molecular function: acid phosphatase activity.